Molecule: messenger RNA, 3604 nt
Organism: Xyrichtys novacula (pearly razorfish)
Lineage: Eukaryota; Metazoa; Chordata; Actinopteri; Labriformes; Labridae
Source: the annotation of a GenBank genome assembly
GGAGUUGGAGCAACGUGUUUUGUUCACUUCCUGCGUUUAAAUAAAGUUAUCUCCUCAGGUCCACCAUGGGAGCUGUUACAGAUGGUAAGUUGCUCUGAAUUCAUGGAUAUAAGCUCUCUGCUAAAAAUAAUGAGUAUAAAUAUUUUCCGAAGCUGUUAACAAAUAAUACAUAAACAGUUGUGCUGCUUUAAUGCAUCAUGUUUGCGUGCUUACCAAAAUAGCUAACCCACAGUAGCCACCAUGUUAGCUCAAGGCUAACAGUUCCCUCUCGGAGGUUGUUGUUGUUUUUCUUUGUUACACCUGAAAGGUUGAUCAUUUCUCUAUUUCACCUGUUUUAGACGAGGUUAUCAGGAAACGUCUUCUCAUCGACGGUGAUGGAGCAGGAGAUGACCGCAAAAUUAAUCUGCUGCUCAAGAGUUUCAGUAAAUGGUGCAACUCGCCUCUGACCCCGGAGGAAGGGUAAGUCAGCUGACAUCUCGAGACCCCGACUUAUAACCCUGAUACAGUCUGUGGUAGUCCAAAGUGAGUCACAUACCGUGCGGUCCUUUUUCAGGUUCACGCAGUAUCAGAGGAUGUUGGGCACACUGGCCCAGUGUGAAUUUUCCAUGGGGAAGACCUUAAUGGUUUACGACAUGAAUCUUCGAGAAAUGGAAAAUUAUGAGAAAAUCUACACCGACAUAGGUAAGAGGAAAAGAAGUGUACAUUUUGAACAGAUACACACCCUCACCCCAUAAGUUUACUUUCUCACAUACUUAACCCUCCUAUUAUCCUUGGGGUCAAUUUGACCCCAUUCAAUGUUCAUCAUUUAAAAAAUAAUAGUUGACUUUUGUUUUUUGCUUCAUAUUUCAUGACUUUUCCUAAUUUGAUGGGGACAACUGAUUUAGCAUAACAUUUUCAUGAUGUAUUUUUACUGUGUUGUACAUAUAUUGCACACAACUGUGUUCCUCUGUGAUCAGUUUGACCCCAAGCUGUUUUGGCUGUGUAAAUCUUGCCUGUCUGUGUGUGUGACCUAACAUCCCCAUACCUACAGGUGCAGAGUUGAUACUUUUGAGUUGAUACAUAACAGGGGGGUGGGGAAAACAACUAUUCCCUCCAGAACUUUGAUACUUCUCAUGGUGUGGACCAGUGUUGUUUUUGUUGACGAUGACAUUGACGAAAAUAUUUUUGUGAUGAAAAUAUUUCGUCAACGCCACUUUUUUUCCACGAUGAAGACGUGACAUUGACGAACUAAACAUAAGUCUUAGAUGACUAGAAUGUGCGUUUACGGUGACGAGACAAGACUAGACGAAAACGUUAGUGGUGGGUGACGAACAGAGUUGCAAAAUUCAUGAGCAUUUCAUCAGUCAAACGCCAAACAUAUAGGAGCAGCUUCAGUCUGCUCUGACAGCUGUCAUCAGCCCGCUGUGCUCCUCCAACACACACACACACACAGUGUUGUUUUCGUUGAUGAUGACUUUGACGAAAUAUUUUUGUCAAUGUCAUCAUCAACAAAUAAACAAAGUGCCUGACAAAAAAUCUUGGUCAACAAUUGCAUGUAAAUCAUUUUCUGGAGGCAAAUACCUGGUGUCGGAUUGACCCCAAUGGUAAAAUGUGUAAUAUUUGAGGAUAAUUGGAGGGUUAAGAACACGUUAUCGAUAUACAAGGAUUUCCUGCUGAAAGAUUUGUGCCAUUUGAUUUCACACUACCUAUCUGUUCACUCAGAGAAUAGGUAGGCCAGAGUAACCAUGAAAGUGCUUGGGUAUUAAAAUGUCCCUCUCAAACUUUACAUUUCAGAACAAAAUAUCACGUCUGCACAUGAGAAAAUAGCAGAAUGCAAAAAAGAAAUCCUGAGGGCAAAGAGGAUAAGAAAAAACCGACAAGGUAAGAAUGGCUGUCCUUCUGCUUCAGGGACUGAUAAUCAUUGGUCAUGUUUUUCACAUCACUCUGAGAUACUGAACCAAAGAUCAUCUUAAGUGCUUGACAUUAUUUCUUCUCAGUAAUAUAAUCUUAAUAAACAUUUAAAAAGUACUUACUACACUGAGUUUUUUUUUUUUUACAACCCCAACUGCAAAAAGAUUGAAGCUGUGUACUGAACUGAACUGGGGAGAACAUUCACAACAUAACACUGGCCUCCUCUGUAGUUAAAAAGAAGUGUUAAGUGGUAAAUGUGCCCCUGUCCAAACUUUCUCACAGUGAUCAAAUUUAAACAGGCCUGUAUUUUUUUCAUACAACAGCAAAAAUUCAACUCCAACAUGCGGAAAAUUAACUUGGUGUCAAACACAUUGUAACACUGAGUUAGGCACCCCCUCGAGAGAUGAAUAUUGCCGACUGCUUGCUUCUCUACUUAUACCAACUUUAGUAACAACCUCAGGAUAGCUAUACACAGCUGUCUGAUGAGCCAUACACAAACCUCAACUAAAACACCACUCUAUAGCCACAAAUAAUGCUCAGAACAGCACCUAACUUCAUCAACAGUACAUAUAGGGUCCCAGCCAUAGCACUAGCCACCAAACAUCUUUUUAACUUUGCCUGAUUUCUUUAGCGAAGAGACUGAACUCAACUCACCUACUCUCUUCCAUGUGAUACAGUGUCUGUAAUAGUAAAAUUAGAUGUUUCCUUAUAUCAUAACUUGCAAAUGUUCAACCUGUGCUGGGUCAUACAGGUAUGCUGCAGACCACUAUCAGUUAUCACAAACUGAUAAAAAAACACAGUUUAAAAAGAAUAGACCAAGAGACUUAGGAUUUUAGCUUUAGGAUCAGAUUAAAAAAUUAAAUCAGCAUUUUUCCCUGCUUUAUCAACAAGGGUGUCAAUUAUUUUCAGUUUCAUGAUACAAAAAAACAGCACCAAAUAUUUUGAUUUGAAUUUUUUUCUUUUUUUGCAUUUUCACUUUUGAUUAUUUUCUUCCAGAGUACGAUGCUUUAGCUAAAGUCAUACAGCAACACCCAGACCGGCAUGAAACACUAAAGUAAGUCAUUGGCUUAUUCAUUUGCAUUCAUUGCCACUUUUCUUUUCUUUUCUUUUUUUUUCGAUACAAUUUUUUUAUCCUGUAUAGGUGUGUAGACUUGUGGCUUUUAUUUUGGUUUGCUUAAUUUUGUGUACACCUUAACAGGCAGUUGGAGGCACUUGACAAAGAGCUCCAGCAGCUGUCUCAUAUCAAGGAGAAUGUAGAUGCAAAGGUAAAGCCCCAUGUGACGAUAUUGUUUAAUAUUCAAACUGCAGUUUCUUGAAUCAUGAGUUGUGUUUAAAUGUUGUAAAUUCACUUUUGUCCCACCUAGUUGGAGUUACGGAAGAAGCAGUUCCAUGUGCUCCUCAGUACCAUACAGGAACUACAGCAGACCCUUGAGAGUGAGUGACAUUUUCAAUUCGAUGUUGUGCUUUUUAAUGUCCCUGGGUUGUCCUUACUGUAUUCAACAACUUCUUUUUCGAUACAAGACCAUAGACCGUACUGCUUGUAAUCACCUCUCUCUUUCCUAGAUGAUGAAAAAUCUGAAAAUGAUGACAACAAUCAGGGGAGCCCUGCAGGGAACAGUGAAUGAACGUGCGGAAUUAACCCUUUUAAUGAUUUUUGCUGUUGUGUAAGAUGUUUUGUAUGUAUUUUUGAAUAAAAUUGACUUGUUCACAUAAA